This is a messenger RNA of Limulus polyphemus (Atlantic horseshoe crab), 4708 nucleotides long. RefSeq names its product nucleolar transcription factor 1-A-like. The record is from RefSeq and is a predicted model, not a curated record. The coding region runs from base 224 to 2596 and encodes 790 amino acids. NCBI's taxonomy places the organism in Eukaryota, Metazoa, Arthropoda, Merostomata, Xiphosura, Limulidae. The transcript has 17 exons.
UGCGCACUAGUGGUUUGUGUGGCCAUUCCAAGACUAGUUCGUGAUACUGCACGUCGUACCGUUGGAGGAAAGUUAAUUUGAGGAAACAAGCUAUAGUAUAUUUAUUUUACCACAUCACGUGGUCAGGUUGGUGAAUAUUGGUAAAAGUAAUUGUUCUUAAGAAAAGAAAAACUUAUUAUAAGAAUUUUAAGCUGUAUUUAGCUGCUAAGUCACUCACGGAAAAAUGGCGUCAGUAGCGACGAGCCCACAAACGGGCUCCUCGCGAAGGAAGGGAGGGAAGCGACCGCCGACAGAAUCUACUAACGGCCCCAUUACCGAGAUGAAAACGGAAGCAUCAAAUCCAAAAAAAUUGAAGCCUGAAGAAGACACAACUUCAGUAAAAGUUAAGAAGGAAAUUGCAGAACCGACUCCAAAACAUAGCAAGAAAAAAGAAACGGGGACAACCAAUGAAGAGGAAAGUACUCAAGCAAACAAAGAGAAUCAGAGCAGUCGGAAUACACUUGUUUUUGAUUGGACAUCUGAGGAUCUUAGCCAGUUGAUUAACAACUUGACAAACUGCCUGCCAAAAACUGAUAAUGUCAGAUAUAACACACUGGUUGAGAAGCUGGAUUGGGAUAAGGUGUGCUUUGGCUCCUACACAGGUGUACAGUGUAAGGAAAAAUGGAUGCAGAUCAUGACAAGGUUGCGUCGCUAUAGAACACUUACUGACAUGGUUACUGAUGCAAAAGAGUGGGUAAAACAUCCAUGGUCAUCAUUUUCUACAUCCAAGAAACAGAAACAUCCUGAAAUGCCAAAAAAGCCACUGACUCCAUACUUCCGAUACUUUUUGGAGAAACGGGAGAAGUACAGCCAUGAACAUCCAGAAAUGUCUAUGACAGACCUUGCAAAGUUGUUGUCCAAAAAGUUUCAACAACUGCCAGAGAAGAAAAAAUUAAAAUACAAAGAAAGUUAUGAACGAGAAAAUGAAGUUUAUAAACAGGAUCUUGAAAAAUUCAAAAAAGAACAUCCAGAUGAGUUUCCACUGAAUGAAUCAAAACAUCACCCCUCUGGCCAUACAGGCCCAGAAAAACCCCAUACCCCAUUUAACCUAUUUCUUGCUGAUCGAACAAAAAGAAGUGAAUAUGCAGGACUUGAAAAGAAAGAUUCCUUAGAAAAAGCUCGGAAGCAGUGGAACGCUUUGUCAGAUGGCAAACGAAUUAAAUGGAUAAGAAAAGCAGUCCAGGAUGAACAGAGGUUUUCUGAAGAUAUAGCAGGAUACCUCCAGUCCCAUCCUGACUUCAAACCCAACCCUCUAAAAAAUGUCCUUAGUAAAGCAGAAAAAGAAUUAAAGGAUCGUUAUGAUGGAAAACCUGAACGUCCUCCAAAUUCAGGAUACAGCCUGUUUUCUCGAAUUAUGUUGCGGGAAAUAAAGGAUGUGCCAUCUAAAGAAAAGAUGGCAGAAAUAUCAAAACGUUGGAAGUUGCUCACUGAUGCUCAGAGAGAGUCCCACAACAAACAAGCUCGAAAGGCCAAUGCAAAGUACAAAGAAAAGUAUGCAGCAUACCUAAAUAGCUUAUCUGAAGAAGAAAGGCAGAGGGUGUUAUCGGAGAAUAAAACUCCUAAGAAGAAAAACCUAGAAGGCACACCAAAUGGUAACAUAGCUAAAGGAAAAACAGUGAAUGCAGUUGCUACUGUUGAUGAUAAAGAUGACAAACUGAAGAAACCAGAAACUCCUCUUGCUUUCUAUCAACAAGAAAAGUUGCAGUCAGCAAAGACCAAAAAUCCAGAAAUGUCAAAACAAGAUUUAUUGAAGCAAUUAACAAAAGAAUUUCAGGAACUUUCUGAAAAGAAAAAGGAGAAAUAUAAACGAAUGGCAGAAGAGGCCAAAAAACUCCCACCUGAGACAAAUGGAGUGAAAGGAAAGGAAGCUGGACAUGAACAACCUAUCUCAAAGAAAGGAUUGUUCAAAGGAGAACCUAAGAAACCUCCUCAGAGUGGGUAUGCAGUCUUUUCUUCGGAAAUGCUUAGCAUUCUGACAGAAGUGGACCCAAAAAAUAGAAUGGCAGAGAUUGCCAAGCGCUGGAAAGCAAUGUCUAAUGUAGAGAAGGAGAAGUACAAGAAGCGGUCACAAGAUUUAAUGAAAAAAUAUAAUAAGGAGCUUCAGAAAUUUUUGAAUGGCCUUACACCUGCAGAGCGAGAAGCAUAUGAUCAGGUGCGUUCUAAGAAGGGAAAAGCUGAUAAUAAAUAUGCACAGUUGUGUAAAACUGUAAAACCACAGCCACAGACUGGAAAGGAUAUUGCUACCAAAAAGGAAGAAAGUGAAUCCGAAAGUUCAGAUGAUGAUGAGGAAUCAUCAUCUGAGGAUGAUAAUGAUGAUGAUCAGGAGGAGCAGUCAGGAGAUUCUGAUGAUUCAGAUUCAGGAUCAGAAGAAUCAGGGAGUGAUUCUGACGAUGAUGAAGAUGACGAUGAUGAUUCAGAUGAAGAUGAAAAUGAUGGAGAAGCAAAGAAGGAAGGAAAUGAAGAUAGUAGUUCAGAAGAUAGUGACAGCGACAGUGAAAGUGGUAGUGGGACUAGUGAAGACAGUAGUGGAUCUGGAUCUGAAAGUGAGAAAGAGUGAAAUUCUGAAGAGUUGGAAAAACAAUGGCCAAAAAAAAAAUAUUUAGAUAUAUACUGACUUCUUGGACACUAAUUUGAAAGUGCCUUGGGCAACUUUAAAAUAAUACUGUAUCCAUUUUCACAUGAAGAUAAACCUAGAAUGUAUCUUAUUUCUGUUCUUCUCAUACAAUAGCCAUAGAAAAAAUUUCUUAGUUACCCUAGCAACUGGGUUCCUCCUAAAACAUUUUUUUACUGGAUAAAUCACCUGCAUAACAACUGAGAUUCAUUAAAUACACACACCAUUUAAACAGGUCUUUACCUUAUUAAAAACUGGAAUUCUUUCUAGAAAAACAUCCACAGAAUAGUAAUACACCCUAGGAAGUGGGUUUUAUGAAAGAAAAUUUCAUGGCUUGUAAGAUGCACAGUUAACAAGCUUCUUCAUAGAUACUGUCAGUUGAACAGCUAUAUACCUUAGCCACUGGGACUUCCUUGGAAAUAUUUGUGUAAAUGGUCAGUAUGGUAACUAAUGAAACAAGAUAUUUUCUAUACAAAAAUUACCUAAUCUGUAACCUACAGAAACAACUCUGAUUCUUCCUAGAAACUGUUAACUGAACACUAAAUUUUUCUUAUCAACCAGGAUUUUAUAGAAAUUAUCAAUUAAUCGGUUAUCUUAAUGUACAUCAUUCCAUGAUCUGUUCUUGAAAGUAUUAAAUAGACAGUUUUAGGAUUCUUGUAAAGGUAUCAAAAUAUAUAUAUAUAUAUAAAUUUACAUAGGGAAGGAAGAGCUUCCAUUGUUACUUAAACACUGAUACAGUACAGGAUGAUCUUAAAUCGAGGAGUGCUAGAACAUAGUAUGGUGAUUGCUUACACCCAGUAGAUAGCUGCAUACAGCAAGUUCCUUUCAUUUCAUUCUCAAAAAUAUUUCACAAGUAUGGACACAUUCAAUUACACUAGCCUGUUUCUCAUACCUUACCUCACUAAUUGUUCUAAUUUGAAACAAUACAAAAAAUGCUAGUUUUUACAGGACCUAUUACCUUUUAUGACUGUGGUCAUUCUUUGUAUUUCAGAUGUAUUUUUGCACGUUUAUACGGACGGCACAACUAUCCUUAUUAACAGAAUAUAUAUGUCUAUAGUUGUAAUUUUUUUGCAGACUGUUUCCCUUUGUAAUGUUAUUGAUAAGCAUCAUCUUAUCUUUAUUAAUAUCUGAUUUGGAUUUAAAAAAUAUUUGCUUGACUGGUUGUUACUCAAGCAGUUUUUAGAGUGAGUUAGAAAACAUAAGUAUACCCUACCCCCUGCCAUACACACACUGUUUACUGUGAUUGUAUGAUGUGACAAUGUACUGGAUGGACCAGAAUCAUGUUUUUUGGGGUUUUUUUCAUGUAUCGUCUUGUUUUAGCUUUAACAACUUUUCUUAUUUACUGCACUGCAAGUCUGUGAAUAUUCCUUGGCUAAAUCACUGCGUGCUAUCAAAAGUUCAACAUAUUUCAGGCAGUUGUGUGUGACCUUCACAGUAUAUUUAAUUUGCAAGUUAUUCAGCUCUUCUUGUGGUUGUUUUUGUACACAUAAUUUGUAUAGCUUUAGCUAAUAAGUUGAACCAGACUUGUUUUCCUGCAAGCUAUUGCAUUGUAUUUUGGAUUAUUUUGCCAUUUCUUAUAAAGUUGAUUAUAUAUGAAAUAACUGCAUCACUUUCAGUGUUGAACUGGACAUUGGCAUAUGAGUAAUGCAUUUGACCAAAGAUUAAUUUUCUUUAGGCACAAAUAUGUGGAGCAACAAGUAGGGUGGAAAAUAUUUCAGUCCACUUGAUUUGCUUAUAAAGAAGUUUACACAACAUAUUUGAGGCAAAUGUGUAAUAAGUUGAAGAUUCAUCCUUUUUUCUUUGCCUUGACUUUAUCUGCUCACAACAUAUUAUCCAUGUUAGUAAGAAAAAAUGCUUUUCUCUCUCUCUCUUUUUUUUUGCAUGAGCCAUAUAUGAAAAUGAAAGACAAACUCUUGAAUGUAUUAUUAUUCUAUGUUGUCAAUUUUCCUAUGUUUAAGUGGUUUUGAGCAUUUUCUAUCAGCAGUGUUUGUUGAUCAUACUGUUUUCUCAAGUCAUGUAUGAAGUCUUAGAAUGAUAAUUAAAAUAUAAAAAAUAGUA